Molecule: messenger RNA, 1816 nt
Organism: Calliphora vicina (urban bluebottle blowfly)
Lineage: Eukaryota; Metazoa; Arthropoda; Insecta; Diptera; Calliphoridae
Exons: 1
Coding region: 134-1696 (520 amino acids)
Source: RefSeq, a predicted model, not a curated record
UAUUUUGAUUUCCUUUGUUAUAUUUAGUUUUCUUUUAAGUAAUUUUUUAAAAAAUAAAUAAAAAUCCUUAAAAUUUCGAAAAUAGUUUAUAAAAAAAUUAGCAUUUUAGUUAAAUACUUCAAAAUUACAUGUAAUGUCACAGCCUACAACAAAAUUUGAUUCCAAAUCAGCGGAAAAUCCUCUUGAAGAUGAUGAAUUCUCAGAGUUGACCAAACAAGAAAUAUGUUACUGGUCCCACAAGCUUCAAAUAACACCAUCACAGUUGUUUUGCCUAACUAAAGAUGAACUGGAAGUGAUUAUUAAGAGUGCUCUUUGCAGCGAAAAAAAUAAAGAAGAGAGCCAAGAAUACUAUGAGCGUUGGGAGCAAUUAAGCAAUAUGAAAAGAAAAUUAAUGAAAAAGCAACAAAAGGAUCGUUUGAAAGGUGGUGGUGGACCCGAUUUAUUGGAUAUUUUGGCACGCGCUGCUAAGGAAAUCGAAUAUAUGUAUGGAUCGCGUUGCGGAAAUUUGGAAAAAUCUGGUGAAAUGACUUAUAACAGUUCAUUUGAUACCACCGACGAGUCACCGUUUUCCUAUAGUUUAUAUAGUGAUGAGGAAGCAGAGUAUGAAAGCACAGCGGAAGAUUAUUCCUUCAAUAUAGAUCAGAACCUGGCAUCUACACCAUAUAAUGCUUGCCCCAAACGCCAGCUACCCCUAAACAAUACUUAUAGUGCACCUAAUCCAGAAGCAACGUACAAUUGUCCGAAUUCAUCUUUUAAACUAUCGGAUGUCACACCUCCAGCUGGUAUGAGAAGUGGAAAAUAUUCGUCAUACAACCUGGCAGACAUUUCACCACCUUCCGGCAUGCAGUUGGAUAUCGAUAAUAUUUCUGGAGUUACACAAACCCCUUCAUUUCGCAACUAUACGGAUUAUUCUAUACAAUAUAGUCCAAUUGGCACUGAAGAGACGGCCAACAGUAUAUCGGUGGAAAAUUAUGAUGAAACGUCCGGAAAAGUAACAGCUUCUUCACGUACAUUUACUCUGCCGCCUGCCACUACACCAACCAGUGCCCUGGAGUUGUCUAAUAUUUCUCCUCCCACACUGGCAAGUGGAUGUGUACCACGUGCCACAAGAGGAGCAUCACUUGCCGAUGACCAUGACCUGUCAAAUAUUUCGCAGCCACAGCUAGCAUCCGGUUGCAUCAGACGUCAGGCAAGAAGUAACGAUAUAUCAAAUAUUAGUCCACCUGGAUUAGCAUCAGGUUGCAUUAGACGUCAGCCCAGAAGCCAAGAUCUAUCAAAUAUUUCUCCUCCUGCUUUAGCAUCUGGUUGCCUUAGAAGAAGAAACGAUUUAUCAAAUAUUUCACCACCUGCAUUAGCUUCUGGUUGUCGCCGAAAUGUCCGAAAUUCACCAUCAGCAUCGGAAAUUCGUAGACGUAAUUUAAAAGCAUCACAUUGUGAUUUAUCAAAUAUAACACAGCCCGCUUUGGCUUCCGGCUGUUAUAGACAAAGUUUGCAAAACACAAAUAGACAAUUACGUGAUGUUACAUGUGAUCGUUACCCUACUGAAUGUUCAUUUGAUAUAGAAAAUAUUUCGGGACCUCAAGCAAUGUCAACUGCCCAACGUUGCCCUAUGAUAUCAGCACAUAGGGCAAAGACCCCUUUAAGAAUAAAACCAAAUCGUCCCUAUCGACCACGCAGAAUUUGUGAAGAGGAAUAACAAAAUUUUAGAAAUUUUAAAUUUUAUUGUUAAUAAAUUUACAAAGUAUGACUAAAUUAGUAGUGUAGAUUUUAGUUAUUACGUUUUAUGUUCUCGUUUAUUUGUAUAAUAAAAUAGUUU